This is a messenger RNA of Dovyalis caffra, 840 nucleotides long. Lineage: Eukaryota; Viridiplantae; Streptophyta; Magnoliopsida; Malpighiales; Salicaceae. The record is from the annotation of a GenBank genome assembly.
AUGGGCAAACCCAUAACCCGAUCCCACUCUCUACCCCUCCACAAACCCUCUUCUCCUUCACCAUCCAUCACCACCACCACCUCCUCCUCCUCCAAAAUCUCAUUUCAAUCUAGAAAAAUCAGAAAACUUUCCACCAACAAAACAACCAGCAUCGCCACCUUAACCUCCGAUUCCAUCUCCCCUAUCAAACCUUUAUCUCACAAAGGCGAAAUAGAACUGGCACUUGACCAUUUAACCAAAUCAGAUCCUCUUCUUGCACCUCUAUUAAACAGCCAUGAACCACCAGCACUGAAUCCCUGUACCUCACCGUUUCUUUCUUUAACAAAAUCCAUUCUUUUUCAACAACUAGCAACGAACGCAGCCAAAUCAAUCUACACACGUUUUCUCACUCUCUGUGGUGGAGAAUCUCAAGUAAACCCAGAUAAUGUACUCUCAUUAACUGCCCCAAAACUCAGAGAGAUCGGGGUUUCGGGUCGAAAAGCGAGUUAUUUACAUGACUUAGCAGAGAAAUAUCGAAAUGGGUCUUUAUCUGACACUUCAAUUCUUGAAAUGAAUGAUGAUAUGUUAUUGAAUAGGUUGACUGAAGUUAAGGGAAUUGGGGUUUGGUCUGUGCAUAUGUUUAUGCUUUUUUCAUUGCAUAGACCGGAUAUUUUGCCUGUUGGUGAUCUUGGUGUGAGAAAAGGAGUGCAAAAUUUGUACGGAUUGAAGGAUUUGCCACAGGCAUUGGAGAUGGAGCAGAUUUGUGAGAAAUGGAAGCCUUAUAGGUCAGUUGGGUCUUGGUAUAUGUGGAGGUUAAUGGAAGCUAAGGCUUUGGCGAAUAAAGCAGCUAAAAAAGCAUAG